Molecule: messenger RNA, 991 nt
Organism: Odocoileus virginianus texanus
Lineage: Eukaryota; Metazoa; Chordata; Mammalia; Artiodactyla; Cervidae
Source: RefSeq, a predicted model, not a curated record
CCUGACCAUGAUGAUGCUGAACCAAACAGAUGUGACACCAGCCUCCUUCAUUCUUAAUGGGAUCCCAGGGCUGGAGGACAUGCACGUGUGGAUUUCCCUCCCAUUCUGCUCCAUGUAUGUUGUGGCUGUGGUGGGGAACUGUGGACUCCUCUACCUCAUCUGCUAUGAGGAUGCCCUGCACAAACCCAUGUACUACUUUUUGGCCAUGCUUUUCAUAACUGGCCUUUUCAUUAGCUCUAGUACAAUCCCCAAAGCCCUCAGCAUCUUCUGGUUCCAUUUCAAGGAAAUCAGCUUUGAUGGAUGCCUGAUCCAGAUGUUCUUCGUCCACACCUUAACAGGGAUGGAGUCUGGGGUGCUCAUGCUCAUGGCCCUGGACCGCUACGUGGCCAUCUGCUACCCUCUGCGCUACUCAACUAUCCUCACAAAUCCCGUCAUUGCAAAGGCGGGUCUCUCCACCUUUCUCAGAGGGGUGUUGCUCAUCAUUCCCUUCACUUUCCUCACCAAGCGCCUGCCCUACUGCAGAGGCAAUGUAAUCCCCCAUACUUACUGUGAUCACAUGUCUGUGGCCAAGUUGUCUUGUGGCAACAUCAAGGUCAAUGUUAUCUAUGGUCUGAUGGUAGCCCUCCUGAUUGGGGGCUUUGACAUCUUCUGCAUCACAAUCUCCUACACAAUGAUCCUGAGGGCAGUGAUCAGCCUCUCCUCUGCAGAUGCUCGGCGGAAGGCCUUCAGCACCUGCACUGCCCACAUCUGUUCCAUUGUUUUCUCCUAUAGUCCAGCUUUCUUUUCAUUCUUUUCCCACCGCUUUGGGGGUCACAGGAUUCCUCCUUCAUGCCACAUCAUUGUGGCCAAUAUUUAUCUGCUCCUACCUCCCACUAUGAAUCCUGUUGUCUAUGGGGUGAAAACUAAGCAGAUACGAGACUGCGUCAUAAGGAUUCUUUCAGGUUCCAAGUAUAUCAAACCCCAUAGUGUAUGAAAGAGCUAUUUGCCUAUG